Lytechinus pictus (painted urchin) is the source of this 2036-nucleotide messenger RNA. Its product is annotated as beta-1,3-galactosyltransferase 1-like. Gene Ontology annotation, cellular component: Golgi membrane. The record is from RefSeq and is a predicted model, not a curated record. Bases 367 to 1674 code for a protein of 435 amino acids. Gene Ontology annotation, molecular function: hexosyltransferase activity. NCBI's taxonomy places the organism in Eukaryota, Metazoa, Echinodermata, Echinoidea, Temnopleuroida, Toxopneustidae. The transcript has a single exon.
UUAAUAGCUGAGAGUUGCCAUUUCGUACAUUUGGAGCAGAGAGGCUCGGAGAAUGACAUUUGCGCGGCGAUUUCUGAAGACAUUAGCGUUGGGAAAUGUCAUUUGAUUCGGCUAAAUCAAAUCGUUUUAAAUGGCAUGCGUCUGUUUCAGACGUUACACCAGUUGAAUUAGGAGAAGCCAUCGAUAAUAUCGUCACUGAGAGCGAUUUCGAAUUCCUUUUAUUUACUUGACGAUUAUCCUUCAUAUUAUGAAUGAGAUAGAUGCAUUAUGUUUGGGAAAAACUUCGUUGGUCAAGGAAACUGAUUAAAAGACUUCUGAUUAUUUCACUUUUCCUUGAGAUUCCGUCCCUUUCUCUACGAACUAAUCAUGCUCGCGUGUCUGAAGAGGAUACAUCUUGCUCAAGGAUUCGCAACUUUCGUUCUUGGUGCAGUUUUCAUGUACAGCAUACAGAUCUUCUACAGUUACCCAACUUUGGAAAAAUAUUCUAGGUCUACUGUGCGUGCGACUGUUGAUGCUGACAGGAAACACAAUCUUGGCUUUGAUGAUGGUAACGUGGACAGGAUCCCACUUAAUCAUGGACACAAUGCACAAAGUGAAACGUACAGCAGGGUCGGGCAUACCUUAUACAAGAUGGUGGAUCAUGCAAGAGGAAAUGGAGAGCAAAAUAAAUUUGCAUUGAUGAUAGAUGAGGCAGAACGUCUGCUGGCUGAGGAUAUCGAGAAGGAAAGUGGUGAGUUACCAAAGGAGGGGGAGAAGAAAAUUGAGCCUGAACCGAAGCGAAGGGAUACUACCUAUAAUAAAGAUAGGACAAUAACACGACACCAGCGCUAUGUGGAUGAACCCAUCGAUGCUCACGAGUAUGAUUACCUACUUAAGCCACAUGCCUGUUCGAAGGUGGAUGGGAAAAGGUUGAAAAUGUUUCUCAUAUUCAUUGUAAGUACAGCACCCUGGAACUUCGAGAGAAGGAUGUUGAUCCGAAACACGUACGGAAACAAGCGCAAGUGGCCCCUGCUUUCUUCCGGCACUUUCCGGACAGUCUUUCUUCUCGGUGCAGUUGGUAAUCAGACGCUCCAGAACACGAUCCGGAGCGAACAUGAAACCUACAGGGAUAUCGUCCAGGAGGAUUUCCUAGACAGCUACGGAAACCUGACGUUGAAGACGGUCAUGGGACUGAAGUGGGUGACCAACCACUGCAGACAUGCCAGAUACACCAUGAAGAUAGACGACGACACCAUGAUCCAUCAAGAGAAACUACUUCAGCUGCUGAAGUAUGCACCGGCUGUGAACUUCACAGCGGCAGGAACACUGAUCAAGACCCCGGUGAUACGAGACAGAAGAAACAAGCACUACAUCUCAGAGACCUAUUACCCCUCGCCUACCUACCCCCCUUAUCUCAAUGGACCAGGGUACCUGCUAUCGACUGACCUAGCAGAAGGAUUAUACAAGGUGGCCGUCAGAACUCCCUUGUUUCCAUGGGAAGAUGUAUUCUUGGGGAUUUGCCUGAAGCAGCUUGGGAUAAUACCAAGAGUAUAUCGCAACUUCAUAUUCAUCCAAGCCAGGGAGUUUCAUAACAAGGCUAGAUUAGUGGACAUGUUUUUAAAACACCGCACCGUGGUCUCGAACCUAGCUCCCGAAGACAUGAUGCUUAUGUGGACCAUAGGAUCAAUUGAAUAAUCAAUAUGACUUGAUUCGUCUUAUAAGGAUUCGGAUAUAUAUCAACUGGCUUUAUAUAGCUUGUAGCUGCUGUUACAAUUUGCGGUUUGUUACCAUGGUAAUGCAGUACUAUAAUAAAGGCGACUUUCAAUAUUCUCUUCUUCGUUUACUGGUCCAUUCGCCGCUUCGCAGAAAUUAUUAACUUCAUGCAAUAUUAUUUGUUUAGACAAAUGAUUUUACUACGAACUAGCUUCUCAUUUUUGUCACACUCAAUGUUGGUUCAUAUAUCUCGCGAUUUCCUUUAAUUUUCCUUUGAGGUAGUCGAUAUACGUCUCUUUGAGCUGACUAUAGAAAUUAAAACUUGUGUCCCACGACAUUUUAAA